AUGCCUGGCUCGGCCCCAGGGGCUCCUCCUCCUCUUCCUCCCCGCUGCGGGCACUCCUGUCUCCGCCCGCAGACCCAGACAGCCUGGGCGACUCCUCCGGGAAACUCCGUGGCCGUGGAAGCAGCCGCGGGGGGCACCGCGUUCUCCAAGCCGCCCCGACCCACCUUCAGGUCCUACCUCCUGUCGCCGGCGCCGCCGCCUCAGGAUGAAGUGAAGAGGAAUCCUGAGCUCAAGAUUAAAAAGCUGGAACCAGUGCUUUUGCCAGGAGAAAUAGUUGUACAUGAAGUCAAUUUUGUGAGGAAAUGCAUUGCAACAGACACAAGUCAGUAUGAUCUUUGGGGAAAGCUGAUAUGCAGUAAUUUCAAAAUUUCAUUUAUUACAGAUGAUCCAAUGCCAUUGCAGAAAUUUCAUUAUAUAAACCUUCUCCUUGGUGAACAUGUCGUCCCUUUAACAUGUAUUGAGCAAAUAGUAACAGUAAAUGACAAUAAAAGGAAACGGAAGAUCCUAGGCCCCAACCAGAAACUCAAAUUUAAUCCAACACAAGUAAUUAUUUAUUGCAGAGAUUUCAGAAUUGUUCCAUUUCGCUUUGACGAAGCAGGUCCUGAAGGUGCCAAAAACGCGUGCCUUGCGAUAGCUCGGUAUUCUCAGCCAACCGAUCUCCAGCUACGCUUUGCAUCUGAGUACGUUGGGGAAAAAUACCACAAUCCAGCUAAAAACAUCAAUGGAAUAAACCCAGGAGGUGGAGGAGUAACUGGUGGUAGUAGUAAAAAAACUCCUUUAUUUGUAACUUUCUCUGAUUGGGAUAGAGAAAUCAAGAGGACAGGUGCCUCACAACGUAGAGUUUGUUCAAUUAAUAAGUGCUACAUGAUUUCUACUUGCCUUCCAGAACACUUUGUAGUUCCAUCUUCUUUGGCAGAUCAAGAUCUAAAGCUCUAUUCCCAUUCUUUUAUUGGAAGACGAAUGUUAUUAUGGUGCUGGAAUCACUCUAAUGGUAGUGCUCUUAUAAGAACGGCCCUCAUAAAAGAUGUAUUGCAACAGAAAAAAAUAGAUCAAAGAAUUUGUAAUGCAAUAACUAAAAGUCAUCCACAGAGGAGUGAUGUUUACAAAUCUGAUUUGGAUAAGAAUUUACCCAAUAUUCAAGAAAUACACGCUGCAUUUGUAAAACUUAAGCAACUGUGUGUUAAUGAGCCUUUUGAAGAAACAGAUGAGAAAUGGUUGUCCUCACUGGAAAGUACUGGGUGGUUAGAAUAUGUAAGAGCACUCUUAAAGCAUUCUGCUGAACUUGUAUAUGUGCUGGAAAGUAAACAUCUUUCAGUAAUCCUUCGAGAGGAGGAAGGAAGGGACCUGAGUUGUUUUGUAACUUCUCUUGCUCAAGUGAUGCUGGAUCCUUGUUUUCAAACAAUUGUUGGAUUUCAAAGUCUGAUAGAGAAAGAAUGGGUCAUGGCAAAAUAUCAAUUCCUAGACAGAUGUAACCAUUUAAAGAGGUCUGAGAAAGAGUCUCCCUUAUUCUUGUUAUUUCUGGACUCCAUCUGGCAGCUGUUAGAACAAUAUCCAGCAGCCCUUGAAAUUUCAGAAACUUACUUAACAGUGCUGUAUGACAGUACACGGAUCUCAUUGUUUGGCACUUUUCUUUUCAACUGCCCUCAUCAACGAGUAAAACAAAGCACAGAAUUUGCUAUUAGCAAAAAUAUACAACUGGGUGAUGAAAAGGGCUUAAAAUUUCCGUCUGUUUGGGACUUGUCUCUUCAGUUUACAGCAAGGGAUCGCACCCUUUUUAACAACCCUUUGUACAGUGGAAAGAGUACAAAAUGUGUACAAAAUGGAUCAGUGAAAUCAUUUAAGUGGACAAAGAAAAAUUAUAGCUCUACGUUGAGAGGAAUGCCACCUUCCUUUAAGAAUGGAAUCAUCAGUGACCAAGAUUUGCUUCCAAGGAGAAAUUCACUAAUACUGAAAUUGAAGACAGAUCUUCAGCAAACUGACAGCCAAAGCAUUGAUAUGGAGCAGUAUUUUAGAGACUGGUUUUCAAAACCUGUUGACCUGCAUGGUAUAAUUCUGCCCCACCUCUCUGGAAUACACAUAAAAUUGUGGAAACUCUGCUACUUCCGUUGGGCUCCAGAUGCCCAGAUUAAUAAUGGCAGCUUCAUUACAACAUUUCACAGAGUAUCUCUAUUGGCAGAUGAAAUAGAGCUCAGCAGGAGUCUUCGACACUACAAGAGCAGUCCCAUGCAAGCUAGCUCUUCAGACCUGGAUCAGAGUAGGAUGUACUUUAAAGCAAAUGGUCUAAAUGUUACAUCUGGGACUCUGGAGUUUCUUUCUUCUUCAUUUCCAUUUUUGCCCACAGGGAACCUUUGCAGAAGAAGCAUUUUAGGAACACCAUUAAGCAAAUUUUCAAGUGGUGCCAAAAUAUGGUUGUCUACUGAGACUCUAGCAAAUGAGGACUAAAAUGUAGUAUUUUCU
Messenger RNA from Trichosurus vulpecula (common brushtail), 2457 nucleotides. Its product is annotated as myotubularin-related protein 10-like. The record is from RefSeq and is a predicted model, not a curated record. NCBI's taxonomy places the organism in Eukaryota, Metazoa, Chordata, Mammalia, Diprotodontia, Phalangeridae.